GAACGAAAUGGCGCGGGGGGGGGGUGGCAACCACCCCCCCCCCCCCAUGUGCGUUCUAGGAUGGGAAAAUGGCAUGUGCGGGCGAGGGUUAACCAGCAGUGUUUAAGACGGUGUCUAAAGAGCAUCUUCUUCCGCUGUUGCUCAUGCUGAUGAUUCGAGAGACAUUUUCAACGGAUCAGCAUGCCGCAUUACAUUACCAAAUGCCAAGACGAUGGUGACUUCAUGAUGUGCAGCACGGCAGGUUGACCUCUGCAACUGAACUUCCUGAAAUCAGCUACCCAUCACACCAUGGAGGGACUUGGAACACGACUAUCGGAGCUUGGGUACAAAAUAACGCGAAAACGGCCGGUUAUUGCGAAAACUUCACGCGAGGAUCCGUUACUGAAAAGGAAUCUUACAACUUUCGACCUCACCCUACUUGGCGUCGGCCACAUGAUCGGCACGGGAAUGUACGUCCUCACGGGCACUGUAACCCGCGACGUCGCCGGGCCGAGCAUCAUCAUCUCCUUCCUAGUGGCCGCUUCGGUGGCGCUGCUGGCCGCCCUCUGCUUCGCCGAGUUCGCCUCGCGAGUCCCCCGCUGCGGCAGCACCUACGUCUACUCAUACAUCACGCUAGGAGAGCUGCCAGCGUUCGUCGUCGGCUGGAAUAUGGUGCUCGAGCAGUUGAUCGGCACAGCCGCAGCGGCCCGCGCCUGGAGUGGCUAUGUGGACAGCCUGGCCCGCGGCGCCAUCCACAACGCCACGUCCGGCAGUUUGUCCGGCAGUGGCUCCCACCACGCCGAGUGGGCCGACCAGCUGGACUUCCUGGCCGCCGGCGUGGUCAUCCUGGUCACCCUGCUGCAGGCCAUCGGGGCCAGGUGCUCCACCAACAUCUGCAGUCUGUUCUCACUGGUGAACGUCGCUGUCAUUUUGUUCGUGUCCACGUACGGCCUGUGGUUCGCCAGCCUCUCUAACUGGAACGACUUCACUCCGUACGGCGUGUCCGGCCUGCUCUCCGGAGCCAGCAGCUGCUUCUUCGCCUUCGCCGGCCUGGACAGCAUGGCCAUCGCUGCUGAGGAGGCCAAAGAUCCUGGUUAUUCGGUCCCACGAGCGGCGUUCUACGCGCUGGGCAUCGUGACCUUCGGCUACGUGGCUCUCUCGGUGGCUCUAACGCUGAUGGUUCCGUUCAACUUGGUCAGCGUCAGGGCCGCGCUCACCGCCGCCUUCGCCUUCCACAACGUGGGUUGGGCGCAGUACCUGCUCUCAGUGCUAUCGCUCUCCGGUCUGGGCGGUGUACUCUUCGCCCACAUGUACUCCCUACCGCGGUACAUGUGUAUCAUGGCGACAGACGGACUGGUCUUCCGAUUCUUCGGCAGAGUCAGCAAUCGAAACCAGGUACCCGUCCUGAACACGUUCCUGCUCGGCGGCGUAGCAGCCUUCCUAGCGCUGUCUAUGGACAUCGCACGCCUCGUAGAUUACCUGGCCAUGGGCACGCUGGUCGGAUACAGCAUGGUCGCUCUGGCGGUGCUUCAUCUUCGCUAUCGGGCCACUCUUCUCAACAGCGACGGCACGGAGACCACAGACUGUAUCGGAGGCGAGCUCAAGGAGAGCUGCCACUUUCUGGACCCGUUCAUCGCCCGGCUGCCGUACGGCGCCGUGCCCACCAGCGCCAUCUAUGCGUUCACGGCAGCCAGUUUUCUGCUGAGUUACUUGGUGGCGCAUACGUCGGACUCGGCCAGCGCAGCUGGGGUCAUCGUCAUACUGCUGCUCAGCAUUGUCCUGGCCUGCUGUCUCGCGACGUUACUGGCGUUUGAGCAGACGGUGCCCCACUCGUUCGCGGUGCCGUUCUGUCCGAUGGUGCCGCUGCUGGCCAUCUGGCUGAACAUGCUGCUGCUGACGUUCCUCCGACCCAGCACCUUCCUCGGGUUCUUCAUCUGGAUGUUACUGGGAUUGUUGACCUACUUCAGCUACGGCCUGCGCCACAGCACGGUGGAUGAGGCGUGGCGUGUUCGACCCCUCUCCGAGACGGACUCUAUACCUCAGUGGUACGGUACCGCUCCGCCGGGUACCACUCCGAACCCGUGCGGUUUGUCAGCGCCAUCUGUACCCGAGUACCCGCCGAGUACACCCGAGUUCCGUCCGGGUACCCUGGAGUACUGUCCCGAAACUCCAGACAGCCAGCGGUACCCUCUGGAGGGAAAGCACUCACGAAGGGACAGCAGAUACAGUCAGUUUUCUACAGGAAAGCAGUGGGACACCUCGUCGUUGGGAUCGACGCAGAGUAGAAUGGAUAUUGGAAUAGAUGAUAGUCUACCAAGAGCUGGCGACAAGUGGAGGGUGCCUCCCCGAAGUCGCACACCAAGUCCCUCCGCGGAGUCCUGGCGAUUGCCUAACUCGAGUGUGAUUCCAAACCCGACACCGAGUCCACUGCCGACUCUGAGUCCGAGUCCAGCACAGAGUCCAAACCCGAGUCCAAUCCCUAGUCCAGUUCCGAGUCCCAGUGCGAGUCCAAAGCCGAUUCGGAGUCAGAGGGCGGCACAGAGCGGGGCGGAAACGCCCGACAUCCGGCGGAAGGAGUCGGAUGUUCGACCUGAGCUGAGGCGGCAGAGCGUUACGGACACAGAAAGCCUUCCAAGCCUGCAGUAUGACGAAAUGUACCGCACCGCCUACUAAGUCCAGUCGCUUCUUUGGAAUGGUUUGAGAGCUGAUUAAAAGCAGUGUUUUGACAAACUUUUGAAGGGCGGAUUACCGACGUGAUGCCUCUAACUCGGCUUGGUUAGGGUAAGCCAGAAGUAAGUUGUGUGCAUAUUGGGUUUAUUACAGUCUAACUUUUAUUUUUUCGAUCGUCUUGAGUGUUUUCGUAGUGUCCGCUGAGCAUUCAGUGUUUAGAGUGUUCGGUAAACGAUGUAAGUAUGCCUCGAAUAUAGUGUGUUACGUGAAGUGUCAUUCAAUACAUAGAAAGUUUGUCAAUUUAUUUUAAAAAAGAUAAAAAAGAUUGCUUGAAAAAAAUUGUUUGUUGCUAGUUAGAUACCCUCGCUUUGACCUUAUUUGCAAUGGAACGGCAAUCGAGUGGCUCGCAGUUGCACGAAUAAACGAGGGUCAUGCCAGUGUGAUAAUCAAUACGCACCAUUACCGCUACUCCAUUCAUCAACUAGCACACCUGUUUAUUCUUGGUUUAUUCAUGUCG
Molecule: messenger RNA, 3166 nt
Organism: Amphibalanus amphitrite
Lineage: Eukaryota; Metazoa; Arthropoda; Thecostraca; Balanomorpha; Balanidae
Product: cationic amino acid transporter 4-like
Exons: 10
Coding region: 289-2652 (787 amino acids)
Biological process (GO): transmembrane transport; amino acid transport
Cellular component (GO): plasma membrane
Molecular function (GO): amino acid transmembrane transporter activity
Source: RefSeq, a predicted model, not a curated record